Clupea harengus (Atlantic herring) is the source of this 1095-nucleotide messenger RNA. RefSeq lists its product as uncharacterized. The transcript is spliced from 8 exons. Lineage: Eukaryota; Metazoa; Chordata; Actinopteri; Clupeiformes; Clupeidae. The record is from RefSeq and is a predicted model, not a curated record. The coding region runs from base 55 to 1095 and encodes 346 amino acids.
GACGGUGAGUAGCCUACAAACGUAUCCAGCCGAGGAUAUUUGUGAUGAACAGGAAUGGAAGGCAGAAAAUCAACACAAAAAAGGAAACACUUGGAGCCUCCAGCAGAAGACUCUGACAGCUCCCUGCAUGAGAGCAGCUGCGGCCAGGCAUCAUCUACUGGGGGAGCCUGCGACAUCUGCGGCGGAGCCCAAACCCUCCAGUCCGGCCAUGCAUCUUUCAAGGGCCAGUUUUUCUGCCACCUGGAAGACGGCCCUGGAGGAAGGACGGCUUAUCAGUGGCUGCUGGAGCAGCGGUAUCUAGACCAGGACUCUGACAGCUCCCUGAACGUGAGCAGCACCUGCGACAUCUGCGGCAGACCCCAAACCUUCUGGUACGGCCAUGCAUCUUUCAAGGGACAGUUUUUCUGCGCCCUGGAAGACGGCCCUGGAGGAAGGACGGCUUAUCAUUGGCUGCUGGACCAGCGGGGUCAAGACCUGGACUCUGCCAGCUCCCUGUACAUGAACAGCACCUGCGACCACUGCGGCAGAGACCAAACCCUCCAGUAUGGCCAUGAAUUCAAGUGCCAGUUUUUCUGCCACCUGGAAGUCGGCCCUGGAGGGCGGACGGCGGAGCAGUGGCUGCUGGAGCAGCGGGGUCAAGACCUGGAACUGAGGUCAAGGCUGACUGAAUGUGAGCGUGUGGUGGAGAAUCCAAAGGCAGACAAUUCAGUAACUUUGACAGGCUCUGGAUUCAUGGGCCCAGUUUCUGUUGACGCCAUCUUGGUUUAUACCAAAGUCAUCACCAAUGUGGGACAGGCCUACGAUCCUAUCACAGGUUUCUUCACAGCGCCAGCGAGGGGAGUCUAUUACUUCAGAUUUACCGCUAGGCGCGUUCUUGGCUCUCGCUUUAUGGGGAUACGGCUGUGUAAGAAUUGGGAGGUCAUGUUUGUGCAGGAGCAUCACAAUGAUGGCCUGCGCGACUACCUCUCGAGUGGUGCUUCUCUGCAGCUGGAGGUGGGAGAUAUGGUGAACAUGCGUCUGCCUGCUGGCUACAGGAUCUAUAAUGACUUGGAUAAUCACAACACCUUCACUGGCCUCCUUCGGUUUACCCUGUGA